AGUAAAACAAUGUAGAGUAUUAGAACGUUCAGUAUAAAAGCUUAGAUUCGGUAUAGGCCACAUUUUAUUAUGGUGUUCUGGCGUAUACAAUGAUUACGCAUCAUUUUUACUAUAAAGCUUUACCGGUGUUCUGUAUAGUUCUAUAUCCAGUUUCUACCAUGUUUCUGCUAGCCCUCAAUUAGAUUCUUAGUUUAAAAUCAGCCUUCUCUACCACCGACCUCUUGACGACAAUGUGCCCACUGCGCUAUAUUCUUCUGCUUCUCUCGUUGUUGGUAGCGAUGAUUGGACUAUCUCAGGCUUUGACAGACCAAGAAGUUUCGGCGCAUACGGAGGAUGGCGAAGAUAAAAAGACUGGAAAAGGCAAGAAACAACAGUCGACAGUCCGCACACUUAUGGACAUGCUUAACGGGAAAUACCUUUACGAUGCCUAUCAGAUCAGUCGUGGCACAGCAGUCAUAAAAGAUCAUUAAACAAGCUGUAGUUGGCGGGUGAACGACGCUUAACGUGACGUCUUGAUGAAAAAUUCCUCGGCACAAGAAACCGAGUUGCUUAAAAUGUAUGAUGAGUGGGUUGCGUUGCUAUAACUGUAAGACUAUAGACUGAUUGUUGAUGGCAACACGUAAACAUGAAAUCGUUGUAUAUGUUCAUCAUUGCUUGGUAACAAUUUGACAUUAAAUAUAUGGCGGGCUCCCCGAUUCCUACAUCUCCUCGCUGUC
This is a messenger RNA of Plasmopara halstedii, 716 nucleotides long. RefSeq names its product RxLR-like protein. The record is from RefSeq and is a predicted model, not a curated record. Lineage: Eukaryota; Oomycota; Peronosporomycetes; Peronosporales; Peronosporaceae. The transcript has a single exon. Bases 231 to 470 code for a protein of 79 amino acids.